AACCUAUCGAUAAUUUAAUGUAAAAAUCGAAAUGUUUGUGCAGUAUAAGUAAAUAAGUAAGUUAUGACCCUGUUCCAAUAUCGGAUUGGGUGCGGAGUGAAAUAAUCAUGAAAGAGCUCAAUAUAUUUUCAUGUUUCUGUUAUAUCGACAAUUCUACAGAAACGGUACGGUUAAUAUUAUAGAUGGACAGCAAAAGGCAAACCUUGGAAUUAUCAACAAUUCAUAGAGAAUAUAAUUCUUUCUUUCCCAAGUGUGACUUACAUGUACUGACUCAUUCACCUCGUACUCUGAUUUCAAUAACUAAUAAUUCCGAUGAUAUUUAUGCUCGAAUAUUGAAUAAGAAAGAAAAUGUAUCAAAAGUUAUUGAUAAUAAUUAUAAUUACAUAACCAUUGAAACUGAAGAAGAUCAGAUACUACAUAUUCUGGUCAGUUUGUCGGGAUGGUAUAAAUUGGAGACUCAAGAAACUGAGACUCAAGAAACUGAGACUCAAACUCAAACUCAAAUUCAAACAGUUCAGCAAACUCAAAAAUAUUAUGAAACAUUUGAAGCAUUAAUGAAUUCUUUAUCUCCACGCUUUCAAACGAGAUUUGGUAACGUAUUAUCAGACAAAUUAAGUUCACUAUUGGAACAAAAACUACAAGAUGAUUACGAGUAUAGUAAUAAUGAUGAAUGACCUAUGUAUAAUAGUGUAUAUUAUGAAAUUUAUGUACAU
Molecule: messenger RNA, 713 nt
Organism: Scheffersomyces amazonensis
Lineage: Eukaryota; Fungi; Ascomycota; Pichiomycetes; Serinales; Debaryomycetaceae
Exons: 1
Coding region: 183-674 (163 amino acids)
Source: RefSeq, a predicted model, not a curated record